GAUAUAUACUAUUUCAGAUAUCAGCGUACAUAAAAUGCUUUUGGACGAAAAAUGAGAUUUGUUUGACGAAUUAAGUGCUUCUGAUCCUUUUCAUAAAAAAAUUCAUAAUUAGAGGAAACACCGUGGAAUUAUAAAAUGGCCCAAGUUUUAAAACCGGCGUUAGAGCAGCUCAGCAACUAUAUUAUAGUUGAUAUUGGAGCAAACCUGACAAACAAGAAGUUUUCUCGGGAUCUAGAUCAGGUCAUACAGAGAGCUACAGAUGCAGGAGUUACCAAGAUGAUGGUUACCGGCACCUCACUCCACUCAACCAAGGAGGCACUCAGGCUUACCAGACUAUACCCAAACACAUUGUAUUCUACAGCAGGAGUCCAUCCGCACGAUGCGAAAUCUUGGGAAGAGGAUACAUACAGUGAAUUAGCAACUGUAGCUGCUUCAAGUGAAUGUGUAGCUGUGGGUGAAUGUGGUCUUGAUUUUAACAGAAAUUUUUCCCCUCCUGAGGUGCAAAUCUCAGUUUUUGAAAAACAGGUUGAGCUGGCCUGUACCCUGGGUAAACCUUUAUUUCUUCAUGAACGAGAUGCCCAUGAGGCAAUGGUGAAAAUCCUGGAAAAAAAUAUUCACAGACUGCCUGCCUGUGUUAUACAUUGUUUUACUGGAACUAAAGAACAUGCAGCUAAAUAUCUAGAAUUAGGAUGUUAUAUUGGACUUACAGGUUAUCUAUGGAAGGAUAAAUCUGAGGACGGAGUAAGAAAAUUACUGGAAGAUGGAGCUAUACCACUAGAUAAGCUCCUGGUUGAGACGGACAGUCCCUUUAUGUAUCCUAAUACUAGAGCAAGCAAGCUUCCACAACAUAUCAAGGAUUGCUUAACAGAGAGAUCUGUAACUUUUCUACAGAGAUAUUGUACUUUUCAGAGAAAUGAACCAUGUUCACUCCCCGUCACGGUAAAGUGUUAUUUUUAGAUUUAUUCUAUUCUU
Messenger RNA from Eurytemora carolleeae, 972 nucleotides. Its product is annotated as 3'-5' ssDNA/RNA exonuclease TatD. Bases 136 to 957 code for a protein of 273 amino acids. The transcript has 12 exons. The record is from RefSeq and is a predicted model, not a curated record. Lineage: Eukaryota; Metazoa; Arthropoda; Copepoda; Calanoida; Temoridae. Gene Ontology annotation, molecular function: single-stranded DNA 3'-5' DNA exonuclease activity. Gene Ontology annotation, cellular component: cytosol.